Messenger RNA from Cannabis sativa, 2984 nucleotides. Its product is annotated as microtubule-associated protein 70-1. The record is from RefSeq and is a predicted model, not a curated record. Gene Ontology annotation, biological process: cytoskeleton organization. Gene Ontology annotation, molecular function: microtubule binding. The transcript has 10 exons. NCBI's taxonomy places the organism in Eukaryota, Viridiplantae, Streptophyta, Magnoliopsida, Rosales, Cannabaceae. Bases 342 to 2243 code for a protein of 633 amino acids.
CACCAGUGUCUGCUUAACAGCAAAGCUCUUACUUAAUUUAAAUUAAAUAUUUAAUAUAAAUAUAAAUUAAAUAAUAAUAAUAAUAAUUCAAGUCAUUACUAUAAACUAUUUUCAAAACUCACUUUCUCUCUCUAUAACCAGAGAGAAAAGAAAACACCAGAUUUAAAUCACAAUCUAGAGAGAGAAAGAGAAACCAAACAACAAACAAAGCAUUCUCUCUCUGAUUAGAGUGUUUGUUUGUGGAUUGGAUUUUGGAGUUGGAAGAUUUUUCGAACCCUAACUAUUUUUUGGAUCCCGAGGUGCAUUUGGAUGUGAGAGACUGUGAAUCGUUCAGAUCGGAGAUGGCGGAGUUUUCCGGCGAAGUUGGAGGAGGAGAUGGAGUUGGGGGAGAGUUUAUUAGCGGCAUUGGUACAGUGCCGGCGGCGAACAGUACUCCGACUCCACCGCCGCCGCUUGCGGUUUCUGGUUCGUUUAAGGAAGGGAAGAGUUCGUCUUCGCGGAGGAGAGGUUCAAUGAUGAGGCCGAGUCUUGACUCGGAUGAGUUUAUGAACUUGUUGCACGGUUCGGAUCCGGUUAAGGUUGAGCUUAAUCGGCUUGAGAAUGAAGUUAGAGAUAAGGAUCGUGAGUUGGAAAAAGCUCAUGCGGAGAUCAAGGGUCUCAGGUUUUCUGAAAGACUUAGGGAAAAGGCAGUUGAAGAGCUCACAGACGAACUGUCUAAGGUGGAUGAGAAGCUGAAGCUAACAGAAUCACUUCUAGAAAGCAAAAAUCUAGAGAUAAAGAAGAUCAACGAUGAGAAGAAAGCUUCCAUGGCAGCACAGUUUGCUGCUGAAGCUACUCUUCGAAGGGUUCAUGCUGCUCAAAAGGAUGAUGAUAUGCCUCCAAUUGAGGCCAUUCUUGCACCUCUGGAAGCUGAGCUCAAGCUGGCUCGGCAGGAGAUUGCAAAGCUUCAAGAUGAUAACAAAGCUUUGGAUCGUCUUACAAAAUCAAAAGAAGCAGCUUUACUUGAAGCUGAGAGGACUGUUCAGGUUGCGUUGGCUAAGGCCUCCAUGGUGGAUGAUCUCCAAAAUAAAAACCAAGAGUUGAUGAAACAAAUAGAAAUUUGUCAGGAAGAGAAUAAAAUUCUAGAUAAAAUGCAUAGACAAAAGGUAGCAGAAGUUGAAAAGCUUACACAGACUGUAAGGGAGUUGGAAGAGGCCGUUCUUGCUGGUGGUGCAGCUGCAAAUGCUGUGAGGGAUUAUCAGCGGAAAGUUCAAGAGAUGAAUGAGGAACGGAAAACUCUUGACCGAGAGCUGGCUCGAGCCAAGGUAACAGCAAAUAGAGUAGCUGUAGUGGUAGCAAAUGAAUGGAAGGAUGCUAAUGAUAAAGUGAUGCCUGUAAAACAAUGGCUGGAAGAACGAAGAUUCUUGCAGGGUGAAAUGCAAAAUCUUAGGGACAAGCUUACUGUAGCUGAGCGAGCUGCCAAGUCUGAAGCUCAAUUGAAAGAAAAGUUCCAUUUGCGACUGAAAGUGCUCGAGGAGAGUUUGCGAGGAACUUCUAACAGUAGCAAAAUUGGUUCAGCUGAUGGAAGGAGUGCAAGUAAUGGCUCUUCUCGCCGUCAGUCCAUAGGUGGAGCUGAUAAUAUGUCAAAAUUAACUUCAAAUGGGUUUUUAUCGAAGAGAACACCAAGUUUGAGAUCCUUAUCGUCUAGUACUAGUUCUGUGCUGAAGCAUGCUAAAGGGACUUCAAAAUCAUUCGACGGCGGUACAAGAUCAUUGGACAGGGGUAAAGUCCUUUCGAAUGGUGGUCCCAGUUUCUCAUUCAACCAGUCAUGUGAUGCUACCAAGGAUAGCGAAUCACCUAAUACCUGGAAAGGAACUUCAGAUGAUAAGCCAACAGAGUUCCCAUCAGUAGAGUCUGAGGAUAGUGUCCCAGGCAUUUUAUAUGAUUUGCUGCAGAAAGAGGUUGUAGCUUUGAGAAAAUCUGGUCAUGAAAAAGAUCAAAGCCUUAAAGAUAAGGACGAUGCUAUUGAGAUGUUAGCUAAGAAGGUAGAUACAUUAACCAAAGCAAUGGAGGUUGAAGCAAAGAAGAUGAGACGAGAAGUUGCUGCUAUGGAGAAGGAGGUAGCUGCCAUGCGCGUUGAGAAAGACCAUGAACAUAGAGCCAAAAGAUUUGGUAACCCGAAACCCUCUGUCAACAGCACACUGCUUGCUGGAAGGUACAUUUGCUCCAAGAAUCCUUAUCGAGUCGAGUCAUUUCAUUAUUAAACACGUUUAACAUUCGUACCUUUGCAGAAGUAUGGGGCGAGGAGGAUUAACACGUAGCACCCAAUAACAAGUCCUACAUGCAACAACAGCAGCAGAAUCAGCAGAUAAGAAGUAAAUCCGGAUAGGCGCCCCUCGUUUCACAUUCCAUUUCUAUUGUCUUUACCUCUUCUUUUUUGUUUCUUAUGAUGAAUGAUAAGAUUGUAGCCCCCCCACCACCUCGGCGUGCCGAUGAUCCUGCUGCAUUCAAACUUUAUUAAAAAAAAAAAAAACAAAAUCAAAAUCGAAAGGAUAGCAACAUCUGCGCAAGAAAGUCGGUAUGCUUCUUCUGACUUAGAAGUUAUGUGUUAUAUAAAUAUAUAUUUUUAUCCCACUUGGUUUGCUGCUAUAGGGAGUUCAGCAAAGAAAAGUGGGGUAAAAAAGAAAGAGAAGGAAGGUGAUUGAUGACUACUAUUACUACAGUACUACUACUACUACUACUAACCUUUUGUCAGGUUUCUUGAGUGAAAGUGUGAUUGUUGUAUAGGUAGUUUUAUUGGGCUUUUGGUCUCCUUUUUUUAUUUUUUAUUUUUAAUUAAUAUAUUUUGUAAUUGCAGUUAGUGUGAUUUGUUGGUGGUUUUUGUUAAUAUUCUUGUAAUCAGAUGCAGAUAAGAUCUUUCUUUCUUUUUUUUUUAUGAUUGUGUUAAUUGAUCUGUAUUCUUCUUAUGUUUGAUUAUAUAAAUUGGUACACUAGAGAGUUAUACA